Molecule: messenger RNA, 1556 nt
Organism: Anguilla anguilla (European eel)
Lineage: Eukaryota; Metazoa; Chordata; Actinopteri; Anguilliformes; Anguillidae
Product: eukaryotic translation initiation factor 5A-1-like
Exons: 5
Coding region: 95-565 (156 amino acids)
Biological process (GO): positive regulation of translational termination; positive regulation of translational elongation
Molecular function (GO): RNA binding; ribosome binding; translation elongation factor activity
Source: RefSeq, a predicted model, not a curated record
UCCCGCCCACUGUAAAAGGUGCCGCAGUAAAAUGUGACGCGCGUGCGCAUCUUAGCUCCCUUUUUGCUGGAAGUACCCUGCGAUUUGACCCACCAUGGCAGACCCAGAUCUUGAUUUCACCAGUGGGGAUGCUGGGGCUUCUGCCACCUUCCCCAUGCAGUGCAGCGCCCUGCGCAAGAACGGCCACGUGGUUCUGAAGGGACGCCCCUGCAAGAUCGUCGAAAUGUCAACCUCCAAGACCGGCAAGCACGGACACGCCAAGGUCCACAUGGUUGGAAUUGACAUUUUCUCCGGCAAGAAGUAUGAAGAUAUCUGCCCUUCUACCCACAACAUGGAUGUCCCCAACAUCAAGAGAAAUGACUUCCAGCUGAUUGGCAUCCAUGACGGGUUUCUGUCUCUGCUGAUGGACAACGGGGAUGUCCGUGAGGAUCUCAGGCUUCCAGAGGGUGACCUUGGCAAAGAAAUUGAAUCCAAAUUCUCUAAUGGAGAAGAUACAAUGGUCUCCGUGCUGUGCGCAAUGGGGGAGGAGUGUGCCGUCGCCCUCAAGGCUAUGUCAAAUAAAUAGGACGAGACUUGGUUUUAAGGCUGAGACUUCUUAUACCACAAAUCUUACAUUUUGGUUCUAAUUCUCACCAAAGCUAUGGCCUUCACAUACAACAACCUCAAAUUGCUUCUUUUUUUUUUUCCUCCUAAAACUUUGCUGGAAGUUUUGUAACUGGGUGUCGUUGGCUGAUUGGUAUUUUGCCAAAUCACUGAGGGUUUUUUUUUUGUUUUUAAUUUUGACUUCAUUCCUUUUAAUUUUGCCUUCAAGAUGUUAGUCUUGGUACUUACAUUCCUGAAUGUUAAAAAAAAAAAAAAAAAUUAUAAUGGGAUCCAAUUUUGUAAGAUUAUUUUUUUAUAUUUCUUAGACUGAAUAGCGUGUGGAAUUUAUGCCUUUUUGGGGUCAAUAUGCAUUUCAGUUGUGGGGGGGGUGGGGUUGGGAAGACACUUACUGUUCACGCGGGCUUUUCCGCUCCCUACAUGGUGACUGUUGGCAACGGCCAUUGGUGCAGAGCAGGCAUCCUUGAACCGAUUCGUCCAUGGGGAAAUGCUAGGAUAUCGGUUGUCAGCACUUAAGAGCGGCCUUUUGGGUACUGCCAAACUAAUUCACCUUCUUAAAUUUCAGUGAUUAUUUUGUUUUUCUGAAACGCCAGUGUCCUUUUCAAAAGCCAAGAAAGAAGUGAUGGCCACGCACGAUUACCACUGUACACGACGGCAGAUCACUGGCCGUCAUUUGGCAACAUAAAUAAAAAGAAUGUCGAAGCCUUUACGGGUCUCAUCUAGGUAGGCUUCCCUGAGUGUUGUGUGGACGCCUCCUUGCGUGAGGGACUCAAUCCAGGGGAAGGGGCGUUACGUUGCAAACCUUUUUUCACCGAGGCCUUUAUCACCAACUGGAGAUAGAGAAAAAAAAAGAAAUAAAGAGUGGGAAAAUAAAAUGGAAAAUCUUUCCAGUUGCUUAUUUCUUUUAUUGUAUUUAUCAUGCAGUUAUAUUAAAAUGAGUUAAGACCUCCCCAGUG